This is a messenger RNA of Drosophila hydei, 817 nucleotides long. It is a transcript of the gene amrt, whose product is annotated as TM2 domain-containing protein CG11103. The coding region runs from base 91 to 747 and encodes 218 amino acids. The transcript has a single exon. Lineage: Eukaryota; Metazoa; Arthropoda; Insecta; Diptera; Drosophilidae. The record is from RefSeq and is a predicted model, not a curated record.
ACUACAGCGUGCGAUGAUUUUUUGGCACGUAGCUAGCUGUCUCUCUCACAUCUCUAGUUGUGGUGCACUGCAACAGAUUGCAAGAAAACAAUGGAUCGAAAACUGAUUUUGUUCAGCGUUGUCAUCCCGUUUCUAGUCAUUAAUCCGGUCAGCCAUGCUAUUCAAGCGCGCAGUGACAAGGAGCAGCCCCAAACGGUUGUGUCCGGUACGGCUGUACAAUCGGUUGUACCCGUACAGGCCCAAUCACAAGUUGGUUCCAAUUCGCAAGCAGCUUCAGCAACCAACUCGGCGUUCAAUCCGUUGGGACCGAAUGUAAUGUGCUCCUUUUUACCUCGAGAUUUUCUAGAAUGCAAAGAGCCAAUUGAUCAUCGAAAUAACGAUUCGGCAAAAAAUGAGAAGGGCUACGGCUGUCUUCAUUUUGGUGGUUCCAACUAUGAGGAUGUGGAGCACACUAAAGUCCAAUGCACAGUUUACACGGAUAUCGACUGCUACGGGGCACGCACAUUCUUUCGGGAUGGCGUGCCAUGUGUACGUUACACAGAUCACUAUUUCGUAACCACACUGAUUUACAGCAUGUUGCUGGGCUUCUUGGGCAUGGAUCGAUUUUGCUUGGGCCAAACCGGCACUGCUGUGGGCAAACUAUUGACAAUGGGCGGCGUUGGCGUCUGGUGGAUUAUAGACGUAAUAUUGCUUAUAACGAAUAAUUUGUUACCGGAAGACGGUAGUAACUGGAAUCCAUAUGUCUAAACUAAAGUAUGUGGGAUUGUGAUAAUAUUAAGUAGUAAAAGCAUUGUAAAUAAAAUAAAUGUUAAGAUAA